AUGGCCCGUCGAGUCUCUAUUGUAUUCCUCGCUGCCCUUCUGGGGUGGUUUGCUGGCGUCCUAUCCCAAUCACCAACCACGACCACUGACACCAGAGCCGACACUGUCUUCACCUUGCCGCCCAACGCAGAUGUGGGACUACCCGUCAUCCCCAACAUACAGGACCCGCUUGCGAUCGAUCCACAGUCUGUGUGCACCGGCUACAAGGCAUCAAAAGUCCGGAACGUCUCCAACGGCAUCACUGCUGACCUUUCUUUGAUCGGGGAAGGUUGCAAUCUCUAUGGCAACGAUGUCAAGGACCUCACUCUGGUUGUGGAGUAUCAAGCUGCCGAUCGCUUGCAUGUGGAGAUCAUGCCCAAGUACAUCGGCAAAGAGAACUCAUCCUGGUUCAUUCUCCCAGGAGAGUUGAUCCCCAAACCCGGUGUGGACGACAAGGAUUGUACCUCCAAGAGCGAUUUGGCAUUCUCUUGGAGCAAUCGUCCGAGCUUCUCAUUCAAUGUGACGAGAAAGAGCACUGGGGAUGUUCUGUUCACUACCAUGGGAGCCCAUUUGGUUUACGAGGACCAGUUCAUCGAAUUCGGGUCUUCACUACCGGAGAAUUACAACCUGUAUGGACUAGGAGAGGUCAUCCAUGGCCUGAGACUGGGAAACAAUUUGACGAGGACCUUGUUCAAUGCUGAUGUGGGGGACAUCAUCGAUGCCAACAUCUAUGGUCAUCAUCCCAUUUACUAUGACACUCGCUAUUUCAAAGUAGGUGGAAAGUCAGAGAAACUCACUUAUGCCCCAAAGGCCACGGAUAAGUCGGCCAAAUACAAGUCCUACACGCACGGGGUCUUCAAUCGGAACGUUCAUAACCAAGAGGUUCUCCUGAAAGAGUCAAACAUUACCUGGAGAGCACUGGGUGGGACCAUCGAUCUCUAUUUCUACGAAGGACCGACCCAAGACAAAGUUACCAAAUCUUACCAGAGGAGUGCAAUUGGUCUUCCUCCCAUGCAACAGCUCUGGACCUUUGGGUUCCAUCAGUGUCGCUGGGGAUACAAGAAUUGGAAAGAGCUUCAGAGCGUGGUAGACAGUUUCAAGAAGUUUGAGAUUCCCCUCGAGACAAUAUGGACUGAUAUCGACUACAUGAACCAAUACCGAAACUUUGAGAAUGAUCAUGUACAAUUUCCCUACGGCGAAGGAGCCAGGUUCAUCUCCAAAAUUCAUGACAACAAUCAGCAUUAUAUACCAAUUGUCGACUCGGCCAUUUACAUACCCAACCCUGAUAACGCUAGCGAUGGUUAUCCGACAUAUGACAGAGGGGCCAAAGAGAAUUCCUUCAUGCUGAAUCCUGACGGGUCCACAUACAUAGGGGCGGUUUGGCCUGGUUACACGGUCUACCCAGACUGGCUUGGUGCCUUGUUCAACAGCACAGGUACCAAUAAAUGGUGGAGUUCUGAAAUCUCAACAUACCAUGAGAAGAUCAAGUUUGAUGGUAUCUGGAUCGACAUGUCCGAGGUCAGCAGUUUCUGCGUGGGUAGCUGCGGCAGUAAGAAUACGAUUCUCAACCCUGUUCACCCGUCGUUCAAACUGCCAGGCGAGCCAGGAAAUAAAAUUUUCGAUUAUCCUGAAGGCUUCAAUAUUACAAAUGCCACGGAAGCGGCAUCCGCGUCGGCUGCCGCAUCCUCACAGUCAGCAGCGGCAUCACCAGCAGCAACUUCCUCCAUAUCGGCUUUAUAUCAUCGUACUACACCAACUCCGGGAGCACGCAACAUCAACUGGCCACCAUAUACGAUCAAUAACUUCGCAGGUGAUUUGGGUGUUCACGCAGUAAGCCCCAACGCAACGCAUCAUGGAGGCACCCAAGAAUACGAUUUCCACAACGUUUUUGGACAUCAGAUCUUGAAUGCGACGUACCACGCACUGCUGGACUUGUUCCCAACGAAGCGCCCCUUUAUUAUUGGGCGAUCGCAGCUGUUCGGGAGCUCAAAGUGGGCUGGUCAUUGGGGAGGAGACAAUUAUUCCCUCUGGAGUUAUAUGUUCUUUUCGAUCCCUCAGGCGCUAUCCUAUUCUCUUUUCGGAUUUCCCAUGUUCGGGGUCGACACAUGCGGCUUCGCUGGCAAUGCCGAUAUGGAACUCUGCUCCAGAUGGAUGCAAUUGUCGGCCUUCUUUCCCUUCUACCGCAACCACAACGCGGCCGGAGGCAUCAGCCAAGAACCUUACGUUUGGUCCGAAGUCAUCAAGGCUAGCAAAAUCGCAAUGAAGAUCCGCUAUGCUUUGCUUCCCUACAUGUACACCACCUUCUACCUCAGCCACUCUACGGGGUCAACCACGAUGCGAGCUCUGGCGUGGGACUUUCCAGAUGAGCCAUGGUUAGCCAACGCAGACCGUCAAUUCCUACUCGGAGAUGCCGUCCUGGUCACGCCUUGUCUCGAGCAGGGCGCAACUACGGUCAAGGGGCUAUUCCCCGGCGUGGGCUCCGGAACGGUGUGGUACGACUGGUACAACCUAAGCGCCAUCACGGGCGUAACGGCAGGACAGAACGUCACUAUUGACGCGCCGCUGGGCCAUAUCCCAGUUUUUGUCAAAGGCGGAAACGUGGUGCCUCUACAACAGCCCAGAAUGACAAUUGCAGACACGAGGAAAAGCUCCUGGAGCCUGCUGGCCGCCCUCGAUGGAAAGGGCAAGGCGGGUGGGGGCUUAUACCUCGAUGAUGGGGAGAGUCUGGUUCCGAAUGCGACGACUUGGGUGGACUUUUCUGCCACCGAGACUAGUCUCAAGGCCGUGCCGUCGGGUAAUUUUACAGAUAUGAAUAUGCUGGCGAAUGUGACCAUCAUAGGCCUUCCCGAGCGAGUGCAUGGCGUCCAAUUUGACGGUGUUGAGGUCAAGUCGGGCUGGACUAUGGAUGGGGACUCCAAGGUUUUGACGAUUACCGGAUUAGCGGCGUAUACGGUUGAUGGUGCGUGGAACAAGGAGCGGAACCUGAGUUGGAGAUUUGAGUAA
Pseudomassariella vexata is the source of this 2982-nucleotide messenger RNA. RefSeq names its product glycosyl hydrolases family 31-domain-containing protein. The coding region runs from base 1 to 2982 and encodes 993 amino acids. NCBI's taxonomy places the organism in Eukaryota, Fungi, Ascomycota, Sordariomycetes, Amphisphaeriales, Pseudomassariaceae. The transcript is spliced from 5 exons. Gene Ontology annotation, biological process: carbohydrate metabolic process. Gene Ontology annotation, molecular function: carbohydrate binding; hydrolase activity, hydrolyzing O-glycosyl compounds. The record is from RefSeq and is a predicted model, not a curated record.